AUGAUAUUAUCAAAUGAAAAAAUUCCCCAAUUAACUGAUAAGUGGGGUGAUAUGUAUUAUUACUUUUAUAUAUUUUAUAAAAAUCAGUGUAUAUAUAGUAUUGAUUUAAAAAAUAAUAAUAAUCAGGAAAGAAAAAAAAAAUCAAAUAAAAACGAGACAGAAAAAUUACUACUAGGUUCAAUUUAUGCUAUCAAUUAUUUAUGUUCUAAUAUACAACCAAAUAAAAAAUUGAAAAAUCUAUAUAAAUCUAUAUCAAAUUCAAAUCCUAAACUUAUUAAUACUAGUGCAAAUAUUCAAAGCCAAAAUAAUAUAAACCCACAGGAAAAUAUACACGUUGGAAAUUUUAAUUGUUUUAAUACUCCAUUUUAUAAAUUACACUACGUAGAAACAUUAACAGCUUAUAAAUUUGUUUUAAUUACACAUAAAAAUAUUCCAAAUUUAUCAAAUUUUCUUAAAGACAUUUAUAAAACUUUAUUUAUCGAUCUUAUCAUUUUAAAUCCAGUUUAUAAGAUAGGAGAUGAAAUAAAAGAUAAAAUGUUUGAUGAGAAAAUAUUAGAAAAAAUCAAAAGAUUAUACGUCGGGUGA
Molecule: messenger RNA, 585 nt
Organism: Plasmodium adleri (nom. inval.)
Lineage: Eukaryota; Apicomplexa; Aconoidasida; Haemosporida; Plasmodiidae
Product: trafficking protein particle complex subunit 1, putative
Exons: 3
Coding region: 1-585 (194 amino acids)
Biological process (GO): endoplasmic reticulum to Golgi vesicle-mediated transport
Cellular component (GO): TRAPP complex
Source: RefSeq, a predicted model, not a curated record